Messenger RNA from Culicoides brevitarsis, 671 nucleotides. Its product is annotated as gametocyte-specific factor 1-like. Bases 163 to 474 code for a protein of 103 amino acids. Lineage: Eukaryota; Metazoa; Arthropoda; Insecta; Diptera; Ceratopogonidae. The record is from RefSeq and is a predicted model, not a curated record. The transcript is spliced from 2 exons.
UUCAAAACAAAAUAAAUUCGGAGCAGUUUUCUUCAUUUUUUCAUUGAUUUUCAUCAAAAUUCACGGAUUUUAGGACAUUUUUAACCAAAUUUAUCCUUAAUUCACCUUUUUUCGCUAAAAAUUCAUUAAAUUACUGCAAAUUUCUCACAAAAUCAGCUCACAAUGUCCGUAAUUCCCGAUGACGAAGUAAUGAUCUGCCCCUUUAACCCGCAUCACAUAAUUUUGCGCCAUCGAAUGCCUUAUCACAUCGUCAAAUGCAAGAAAAACUACACAGGACCCGAACUCGUCAUUUGUCACUUCAACGCUCUUCAUUGGGUUGCUCCUGACAAGAUGAAGGAACAUCUCGAGCAAUGCGAAGAUUAUCGGCGAGCCACAAUGGAACAAGAUCGCAAGAUUUUCGAUGAAGCCACGAAGGAAUGGCAAGAAAGACGAAGUCAGGCGUCACGUUUGAGCAACAGAGGAUCACAAUUUUGACGAAAUAUUGACGAAAAAUGAUGAUUUUUGUGAUGAAACGAUCUCAGGUUCCUUUUGAAAAAUUAUUUUUUGUUAAUUAAAUUAAGAUUUUCAUGAAUUUUUGUAUUUUUCGAUACAAAUUUGACAAUAAGAAAUUUAAAAAAAAAUAUUUUUUAUUUAUUUUUUAAUGAAAAAAAUCAGAAAAAGGCUCAAAAUAU